Molecule: messenger RNA, 1414 nt
Organism: Pungitius pungitius (ninespine stickleback)
Lineage: Eukaryota; Metazoa; Chordata; Actinopteri; Perciformes; Gasterosteidae
Gene: valopa
Product: vertebrate ancient long opsin a
Exons: 5
Coding region: 243-1397 (384 amino acids)
Biological process (GO): G protein-coupled receptor signaling pathway; phototransduction; visual perception
Cellular component (GO): plasma membrane; photoreceptor outer segment
Molecular function (GO): G protein-coupled photoreceptor activity
Source: RefSeq, a predicted model, not a curated record
UUAACAAACGGCUCUUCACUAACGUUUUAGCGGCAGAUUUCUCACUCCGGCGCGCCAACAUGCGCUCCGGCAAACGCGGAUCGCCAAACACAAACUUUGUGAGAGCGCAGCGCCAGGGCGCACGGGAUGUCGCGCGCCGUGUUUAGCGCGAGCGCGGCUGUCGCCGGGGUGACCGCGUGAAGUUGUGAGUGUGAGGAGAAGACGGUCGGUUAGGCAAGUAGCCUACGCUGUGGGCAUGGACAAUGGAUACUUUAAGUCUGUCAGUGAACGCAGUGUCCUACACUGUGGCAGCCGAACCGCCCGCCACCCACGAUCCGUUUAAUGGACCCAUCGAGAACAUCGCGCCGUGGAACUUCACCAUCCUGGCAGUGCUCAUGUUUGUGGUCACCUCGUUGUCCCUGAGCGAAAACUUCCUCGUUAUGUAUGCCACCUUCAAGUACAAACAACUCAGACAGCCCCUGAACUAUAUUAUAGUUAAUUUGGCCAUCGCUGACUUCCUGGUCUCUCUCACCGGUGGAGUAAUAAGUUUCCUGACAAACGCUCGGGGUUAUUUCUUCCUUGGGAAGGGCGCUUGCGUUUUGGAGGGCUUUGCUGUUACUUUUUUCGGGAUCGUGGCCCUGUGGUCUCUCGCCGUGCUGUCCUUUGAACGUUUCUUCGUGAUCUGCCGGCCCCUGGGGAACAUCCGACUUCAACCGAAACAUGCCAUCCUGGGUCUGCUGUUCGUCUGGACCUUCUCCUUCAUCUGGACCUUCCCUCCGGUGCUGGGCUGGAACAGAUACACCAUAAGCAAGAUCGGAACCACCUGUGAGCCCGACUGGUAUUCAACCAACAUGAUCGAUCACAGCUACAUCAUCACUUUCUUCGCCACCUGCUUCAUUCUGCCUCUUGGAGUGAUAUUCUUCUGCUAUGGAAAGCUCCUGCGGAAGCUCAGGAAGGUGUCACAUGGUCGACUGGCCACUGCCAAGAAGCCAGAGAGGCAGGUGACCCGGAUGGUGGUUGUGAUGAUCGUGGCCUUCAUGGUGGGCUGGACGCCGUACGCAGUCUUCUCUCUGUUGGUCACAUCUCACCCGUCCAUAAAACUUGACCCCAGGCUGGCUUCCAUCCCCGCCUUCUUCUCAAAGACAGCUGCUGUCUACAACCCAAUAAUCUACGUCUUCAUGAACAAACAGUUCAGGAAGUGCCUAAUCCAGCUCUUUAGUGGCAGAGGAACCAUCCCAGAUGGCCACCUGGACCAGACCUCCGAGCGACCUGGAAUGAGUCAAACGGGAGAAAUGUCAGCUAUUGCCACGCACAUCCCCAUGAGUAGCACCGUGUCGCCCAGGUCCGACGAUUCUCCAACCGACUGUGUCUCGUUUGCCCAUCUGCCCAUCCCAGAGAACAAAGUGUGUCCAAUGUGAGGGGAAAAAAUGCAUCU